GGAUAAGAGGAUACUGACUAAGUCUGAGGGGAAGGAGGAGAAAGAAAAUUAGCUUCAGGAAGGGUUUAUAUCCUCCUCUACAAGAAAACUUAAAUAUAGCUACCAGUGCUUUGAAAGGAAUGGUUUAUGUCCAAACAGCGUUUUCCAGACAAGCUCUGUACUUUUUUGCCAACAGAAUUAACUUUAAACUGAAGGCAGUAGACAAUUAAACAAGAGUCGGCACUGGAAACAGCUGUGAGUAGGCAAGACCAAGUUACUUAUAAGGAGGCGAUAGAGUUCGGAUGACAGCAAAUCAUGAGAGCUACCUCCUCAUGGCGAGCACCCAGAAUGAUAUGGAAGACUGGGUGAAGUCCAUCCGCCGAGUUAUAUGGGGACCUUUUGGAGGCGGUAUUUUUGGACAGAAACUGGAAGACACUGUCCGUUAUGAGAAGAGAUAUGGGAACCGCCUGGCUCCAAUGUUGGUGGAGCAAUGUGUGGACUUUAUCCGGCAAAGAGGGCUGAAAGAAGAGGGUCUAUUUCGACUGCCAGGCCAAGCUAAUCUUGUUAAGGAGCUCCAGGAUGCCUUUGACUGUGGAGAAAAGCCGUCAUUUGACAGCAACACAGAUGUACACACAGUGGCAUCACUUCUUAAGCUGUAUCUUCGGGAACUUCCAGAACCAGUUAUUCCUUAUGCGAAAUAUGAAGACUUUUUAUCUUGUGCCAAACUGCUCAGCAAGGAUGAAGAAGCAGGUGUUAAGGAACUAGCAAAGCAGGUGAAGAGUUUACCAGUGGUCAAUUACAACCUCCUCAAGUAUAUUUGUAGGUUCUUGGAUGAAGUACAGUCUUAUUCAGGUGUUAACAAAAUGAGUGUGCAGAACUUGGCAACUGUCUUUGGCCCUAAUAUUCUACGCCCAAAAGUGGAAGAUCCUUUGACCAUCAUGGAGGGCACUGUGGUGGUACAGCAGUUGAUGUCAAUGAUGAUUAGCAAACAUGACUGCCUCUUCCCAAAAGAUGCAGAACUACAAAGCAAGCCCCAAGAUGGAGUGAGCAACAACAACAAUGAAAUUCAGAAGAAAGCAACCAUGGGUCAGUUACAGAACAAGGAGAACAAUAAUACCAAGGAUAGCCCUGGCAGACAAUGCUCUUGGGACAAGUCAGAAUCUCCUCAGAGAAGUGGCAUGGACAAUGGAUCUCCCACAGCUCUAUCAGGCAGCAAAACCAACAGCCCACGAAAUAGUGUCCAUAAACUGGAUGUCUCUAGGAGCCCCCCUCUCAUGGUCAAAAAGAACCCCGCCUUCAAUAAGGGCAGUGGGAUAGUCACAAAUGGGUCCUUUAGCAGCAGUAAUGCAGAAGGUCUUGAGAAAACCCAAGCCACCCCCAGUGGGAGCUUACAGGCCAGAAGGACCUCUUCACUGAAGGGAUCUGGUACCAAGAUGGGUACCCACAGUGUGCAAAAUGGAACAGUACGGAUGGGCAUUUUGAACACCGACACUCUUGGCAACCCCAUGAAUGGUCGCAGCAUGAGCUGGCUGCCCAAUGGCUAUGUGACUCUGAGGGAUAAUAAGCAGAAAGAGCAAGUAGGAGAGUCAGGUCAGCAUAACAGACUCUCUACCUAUGACAAUGUCCAUCAACAGUUCUCCAUGAUGAACCUUGAUGACAAACAGAGUGUUGACAGUGCCACUUGGUCCACUUCUUCUUGUGAAAUCUCCCUUCCUGAGAACUCCAAUUCCUGUCGCUCCUCCACCACUACCUGCCCAGAACAAGACUUUUAUGGUGGAAACUUUGAGGACCCUGUCUUAGAUGGUCCACCACAAGACGACCUUUCCCACCCUGGAGACUAUGAAAACAAAAGUGACCGGAGGAGUGUGGGAGGUCGAAGUAGUCGUGCCACCAGCAGCAGUGACAACAGUGAGACAUUUGUUGGUAACAGCACCAGCAACCACAGUGCACUGCACAGUUUAGUUUCAAGCCUGAAACAAGAAAUGACCAAACAGAAGAUAGAGUAUGAGUCCAGAAUAAAGAGCUUAGAACAGCGAAACUUGACUUUGGAAACAGAAAUGAUGAGCCUACACGAUGAACUGGAUCAAGAAAGGAAAAAGUUCACAAUGAUAGAAAUCAAAAUGCGAAAUGCCGAGCGAGCAAAAGAAGAUGCAGAGAAAAGAAACGACAUGCUACAGAAAGAAAUGGAGCAGUUUUUUUCCACGUUUGGGGAGCUAACAGUGGAACCCAGGAGAACCGAGAGAGGAAACACAAUAUGGAUCCAGUGACCAUGGUUUCUCCUGCUCUCUCCGAUGGAUCUGGGAAGGACUCUGGGAUAGGAUAUGGGAACAGGUGGCUGGUCACCUGGCUGUACAGUGCACUAACUGGUGAGGGAAUAUUAUUUACAGACAUUAACCAUCCAUUUGCAAUGUGUACCAAAGUUAUAUCAUGCCCCAUAAUGCUACUGUCAAGUGUUACAACUGGAUAUGUGUAUAUAGAGUAGUUUUGAAAAGGUUAACUAAAAAUGAGAAGCAUAUCUCGAGAAGAAUUAUUUUAUUCCCAGUCUUGUAUUUAAACUGGUAAAUCAAUAAGUUGUUGCAAUUUAGCUUGCUUUCAAGCUUCACUUCUUGCACUUAACAUAAGCUAUUGUUGGCAUUGUGUUAUCAUCCGCUUAUUUUAUAAAUCACUAUUUUUAUUUCCCCUUUUUGCUGAGGAAAUGAAGAUAAGCAGAAAUAUAAAUAUAUAUGCAUAUAUAUAUUAUGAGUUAUUAAAAUCAAAAGAAUA
Orycteropus afer afer is the source of this 2742-nucleotide messenger RNA. NCBI's taxonomy places the organism in Eukaryota, Metazoa, Chordata, Mammalia, Tubulidentata, Orycteropodidae. The record is from RefSeq and is a predicted model, not a curated record.